Molecule: messenger RNA, 225 nt
Organism: Arabis nemorensis
Lineage: Eukaryota; Viridiplantae; Streptophyta; Magnoliopsida; Brassicales; Brassicaceae
Source: the annotation of a GenBank genome assembly
AUGCCGAAGAUUCUCUGCUUCACACUUGGACACUUGAGUACAUCGAAGGAGCCUCUGUUAAAGACGUUUUCCUUGAGUUUGGGGUUAAAUGGGGACCGGUUGGACGAUGUUGCUGCUCAGAUUGGAGAGGCCAUCGCUAAGCUCCAUGACGGUGGCUUGGCUCAUGGUGACGUAACCACAUCAAACAUGUUAGUCAAGAGUGGAACAAAUCAGUUGGUAAACUAG